AUGGGUGACCCGUUAUGGUGCGGGCAGAGCCGCUUCCAGAAAUGCCCUCACGCCGCAGCGGCGGGGCUGAAUAGGAGCUGCCUUAAAAAUCACCGCGCUCGUCAGAGCGGGGCCGUGCCGACUGUUGGAGUAAGAGGGAAGGAUAUUGUGGUUCUUGGUGUGGAAAAGAAGUCUGUGGCAAAACUUCAGGAUGAAAGAACCGUGCGGAAGAUCUGUGCUCUGGAUGACAAUGUCUGCAUGGCGUUUGCAGGGCUGACAGCUGAUGCCAGAAUAGUUAUAAAUCGAGCUCGUGUGGAGUGUCAGAGCCAUAGACUCACCGUGGAGGAUCCUGUCACCGUGGAGUACAUCACACGUUACAUCGCUAGUCUGAAGCAGAGAUAUACACAGAGUAACGGUCGCAGACCUUUUGGUAUCUCUGCUCUCAUCGUGGGAUUUGACUUUGAUGGAACGCCGCGGCUGUACCAGACUGACCCCUCCGGGACCUACCAUGCCUGGAAGGCCAAUGCCAUUGGCAGGGGGGCCAAAUCUGUGCGUGAAUUUCUGGAGAAAAAUUACACUGAUGAAGCCAUUGAAACAGACGAUCUGACUAUUAAACUUGUCAUCAAGGCUCUUCUUGAGGUUGUGCAGUCUGGUGGGAAGAACAUCGAGCUGGCAGUGAUGAGGAGAGAGCAGCCGCUGAAGAUCCUAAACCCUGAAGAAAUUGAGAAGUACGUGGCUGAAAUUGAAAAAGAAAAGGAAGAAAAUGAAAAGAAAAAACAGAAGAAGACAUCAUGAUAAAUGAAAUUUGACUGCUUAGCUGCAUAUUUUUAAUUCAAGUGAUGGGUUAUUCUGUAUAGACAUGUAGGCAUUCCACAUAUUCAUAACUGUGCCCCCUUGAGAUCUACAAUAAACAUACUGAUUUUUUUUAAAGCUGUCAUUU
This is a messenger RNA of Mesitornis unicolor (brown roatelo), 919 nucleotides long. RefSeq names its product proteasome subunit alpha type-7. The record is from RefSeq and is a predicted model, not a curated record. The transcript has 7 exons. Gene Ontology annotation, cellular component: proteasome core complex, alpha-subunit complex; proteasome core complex; nucleus. Bases 1 to 774 code for a protein of 257 amino acids. NCBI's taxonomy places the organism in Eukaryota, Metazoa, Chordata, Aves, Mesitornithiformes, Mesitornithidae.